AAUACACAUAAAGUGUGUAGAAAAGCUUGAAACGUGUUUCACCUUUUUGGCUCAAAUAUUACACUUAUGGUAUAGCUCACAUGUUUGUAAGAUACUACUAAUAGUAAUACUAUGGAUAGUCUACCUAAUCAACCUGACGAUCCUGAGCUGAAGAACAUUAUUGACAAGUUGGCCAACUUUGUCGCUCGCAAUGGACCGGAAUUUGAGAAGAUGACCAAACACAAGCAGAUGAACAACCCUAAAUUCAAUUUUCUGUAUGGCGGCGAAUAUUUCAACUACUACCAGUGCAAAGUAGCGACUGAGCAACAAUUUAUCCGACAGCGUAAAGAGAAACUGGCCCAUCAACAGGCUAUAAUUCAAGACGUCAUAACCCAACAGUCCAUCCAGUCAGCGCCAUGGCAGCAGCAGCAGCAAGGACCUCCCCAGCACCCUCCUCCAUCGAUGGCCCCGCCUCCACAGAUGCAGCAACCUCCUCAGUCCAUUCCAACAAUCAGUAGUUCUCCUUGGCAGCAGCAGCACCAUGCUCCCCCGCCGCAGCAGGCACAGCCCCAGAUGCCGCCGCAGCAGCAGAUACCUCAUCAUGGCGUGUCGUUAGAGCAGCAGCAACAGCAGCUCCAAAUCCAGCAGCAGCAACUGCAGCAUCAGCUCAACGCCGAGAAGGAGAAACAGGCACUGCUGUUAAAAGAACAGAGGGAUAAACAGGACAGGCUGCAGAAGGAACAGCUGGUACAGAGGGAGCGAGAGCACAUGCAGGAACAGAUCAAGGAGAGUGAGGAGAAUCUACGUAAACAGCAUGACUCUUUUGUCGCCCAACAACAAGAGCAGAUUGAGCUGGGACUAAUAACAGCCAGGGAGGAGAAGGUUCAGAUGAUUGCCAAAGACCUUGAUGUUGACAUUAGUGAGCUUGAAACAAGACUACAGGCCAUCAUUGAGUCAUGCACAAAGGACGCAAUAGCGAAUGGGAAACAGUGGAUAUUCUCUACGGCCAAGACAGACGAGCACUGUCAGCUGAUAACCCUUUACAUCCUUCAUAAGAUCAUUCCCAAGGACACGCCCUUUGAGACCAAGCUGCAUCUUAUCUACCUCAUCAACGACGUCAACCAUCACUGUGUGAGGAGAGGAUCCGAAGAACUUCAGACAGCUUUAGGGAACAUCGUAGCGCCUACCUUCUGCUCAACUUAUCUGAGUGCUGACGACGGAGAAAAACAAAAACUCAACAAGGUACUUCACCUGUGGGAGUCCAACAACUAUUUUGAGGCCAGCGUGAUGAAAGAACUCAAGACCCCCAAAGAGUCACUGGCAGCCUUCCAAGCAAAGCAACUGGAGGAGUUUGCAGAAGUUGUAAACAACGUGACAGAGAACAUCCAGGAGCAGAUGUCGAGUCUUCAGAAGCAGCACCAGGAGUUUGUGGAUCAUGUCACAUCUAUGCUUCGUCUCUUGGAUGCGCAACAGGAGAAGUUAAAGGCAGAGGAGGAUGACAGUGAUUCCAAAGACGCACAGAAGUCAGAAGAUGUAGACUCUCUGAGCAGUUCUCAGCAGCUUCCUGAUGUAGGCAAAGCCCUACCCUCUAUACCCGGUGGGGUGAAUAUGCCCCCUACGAUGGCCAGCAUGCCAAUUAUGGGAGGACCUGGAAUGCCUAUAAUGAAGCCACCAGUGGGUGCAGCAGUACCUCCAGGACCUGGUAUGCCUCCUGGUGCUGGACUUCCACAAGUUCCGCUUGACACCAUCGCCAACAUGUUCCCAAACUUCGACCCUUCUAUCCCCCCUCCUGGAUUUGUGGGGAUACAUAGACCACCAUUCCAGCCAGGUAUGCCCCCGACUUUCCCCCCACCUCAGCCCGGUAUGCCACCCCUUCACAUGUUGCCCCCACCCAACGCCCACGGCGCACUGCCACCCAUGCCAGACUUCUCAAAGCCUCCUCCGGGAUUCAUGGACUUCCCCCCAGACUUCAACCGGCCACCCCCUGAUAUGGAACUCAUGCCUCUAGAUCCGAACGACCCCUCGUUGAUGCCCAUGGUGCCGUACUUUGACCUGCCAGCUGGACUGAUGGCUCCACUUGUCAAGCUUGAAGACACUGAGUACGAGCCGCUGGAUCCUGAUAUGAUCCGCCUGCCCCCUCCCCAGCCCCCAAGCAAUCGCCUCCUGGCCGCUGUAGAGGCAUUCUACGCCCCACCAUCGAGGGAAGCUCCUAGGAACAGUGAAGGAUGGGAGCAAAAUGGUCUGUUUGAAUUCUUCAAGGCAAAGCAAAAGUAUUCCAAACUGAAGAAGGACCGACUGGAGAAAGAAGGACUACAGAGGAAGGUUCACAUCCCCUCCCCAAUUAGACGGGACAGCUCCUCAUCGCGAUCACCGUCUCCAGUACGAGAGGAAGAAUCUGUACGCACCAAGCGCAGAUACAGGUCUCGUUCAAGAUCAGCGUCACCCUCACCUGGGCAAUCAAAAUCCCCUGCCCGCAGGCGACGAUCCCACUCACGGUCACGCUCAAGGUCGCCGCCCUCUUCUUACAGACGAAGAAGCGCCUCUGAGUCUCCGCCCCCAAGGAGGAGGAACAGGUCAAGGUCACGGACACCUCCACCUAGGAGACGUCGAGAGAAAACGCGUAGUCCUUCACCAGAUUAUGGAGUACAACCAUUUUACCAGACCGAUGCAAACACAAGGCUAGGGGAAGAAAACAAGGGUGCCCAACUCAUGAAGAAAAUGGGUUGGGGUGGACAGGGUCUUGGUGCCAGAGAGCAGGGUAUUGUAGACCCAGUCUCAGGGGGUGAAGUCAGAGAGAAGAUGGACAUGUACCGAGGGGUCGGCGUCGAGAUCAACGACCCCUUUGAAAGUUUCCGAAAAAACAAAAGUAGCAGUUUCAUGACAAGAAUGAAAAUUAGAGCGGCAAAGUCAGCAAAGUAAAAAAAUGAAUGUCAAGAAGCGGAUUCCACAAGUCAAGAAAAUAUCAACAUAGUCGACAUGAACUUCAGUGGUAUAUAUGACCACAGUUACUUCUGAACUACUUUCCUCAUAAACCCUUUAUAGACUGUUCAUUUCUAUAUAAUCAUCACUAUACACAGACAUUGCUUAUCUUGGGUUUUGUUUUUGCUCCAAUAUAUUUAGGAAUAAUGACAGAAAAAUGAUUAAGGAAUAGUAAUACAUGGUUUUUCUUUGGAAAAGAGAUUCUAUGUUUGCACAGGAGACAGUGAAAAAUGUCAAUUCGUUUCAAUACCUUUU
Asterias rubens (European starfish) is the source of this 3213-nucleotide messenger RNA. RefSeq names its product calcium homeostasis endoplasmic reticulum protein-like. Bases 112 to 2898 code for a protein of 928 amino acids. The record is from RefSeq and is a predicted model, not a curated record. Gene Ontology annotation, biological process: RNA processing; intracellular calcium ion homeostasis. Gene Ontology annotation, molecular function: RNA binding. The transcript has 18 exons. Gene Ontology annotation, cellular component: perinuclear region of cytoplasm. NCBI's taxonomy places the organism in Eukaryota, Metazoa, Echinodermata, Asteroidea, Forcipulatida, Asteriidae.